CUACUCCCAGUGGCCUGUUGGCUCGGCGGUCCUGGACUUGCAUUCAAUGCAGAGCCUUGUCCUCAUCCUCAUCCUCAUCCUCAUCCGUGGGCGCGCAACUCCGCAAACCGAAGAACAAUCUCCCCCGACGCCCCUGCGCGCACGCGUUUCGCUCCCUCACCAACCGGAUAUCUUCACCUAGGCUCUCUCCGGACAGCACUGUUUAACUAUCUCCUUGCCAAGCGGACUGGCGGUCAGUUCCUACUGCGCAUUGAGGAUACCGACCAGAAACGGACAAUCCCAGAUGCAGAGCAGAGACUAUACGACGACCUACAUUGGGCAGGACUUCAUUGGGAUGAAGGUCCUGUUGUUGGUGGCCAAUACGGACCAUAUAGACAAUCCGAGCGGACUGCUCUCUAUCGGACCCAUACAAACGAUCUAAUCAACAACGGCCAUGCCUACCGAUGUUUCUGCUCCUCCGAGCGGCUCGACUCCCACGCCCGCCAUCGUAGUCAAGCAGGACUAGCACCCGGAUACGAUCGGAAGUGUGCCGACAUCUCUCAUGAGGAGUCUGAUGAACGCGCCUUUAAGGGAGAUUCUCAUGUUGUUCGGUUGAAGGUGGAUGGAUACCCCAUGUUCAACGACCUCGUCUACGGCAAGACCGGACAGAACAAGCUCAACGUCAGCAAACUAGAUCUAAUCGACCGCGUCUAUGAUGACCCCAUCUUGCUCAAAUCGGACGGACACCCGACAUACCAUUUGGCUAAUGUGGUGGAUGACCAUUGCAUGAAAAUUACCCAUGUCAUUCGAGGCACGGAGUGGAUGCCCUCUACGCCAAUGCAUAUGGCGCUUUAUAAUGCUUUCAAGUGGACACCUCCGCGAUUUGGUCACGUUCCUCUUCUUGUCGAUAAGAAUGGACAGAAGCUGAGCAAGCGAAAUGCUGACAUCGACCUCUCCUCGUUUAAAGACCAACAAGGAAUCUUCCCAGCGACAUUGGUCAACUUUGCGGCACUCUUGGGCUGGUCUCAUUCACAAAAGUCAGAUAUCUUUAAUCUUGAAGAGUUGGAGAACAUCUUCAAUCUGAAGAUCACUCGGGGGAACACUGUCGUCGCAUUCGAGAAGCUCUGGUUCCUUCAAAAGGCUCAUGCCCAGCGAUUUGCAGCCGAUGGUGGACACGACUUCGAUCAAAUGGUAAACAGGGUUUCCGCUGUUGUUGAGGAAGGCCAGACUCAAGGCUCUCUUGCUAGGAUCUUGGAAGGUCGUGCACUCAACGAAUAUGUCGCUCCUCUUCUGCGUGCAGAUGCCAAGUCCUACACAACAGCAUCGGAGUUUAACUCGAUCGAUCCCCCCUAUACCCCUGCCUCUACUCCCAUCACAUCAUCGGACCCAGCACCAACUCCCACUAUUCCAAUGCAAGCACUCCAUACUGCUGCUGCUGCCUUCGCUCUCGUGCCAUCUGCUCACUGGACCUUGGAAACGCACCGCAUGAACAUUACUUCAUAUGACGGCUCCGAGUCUGUGGCACUGCCCUCCGAGCUACAAAACGCACCAAUUGCCCUGGAUAAGCUAUUCAAGAAAGAACUGUACCACUACCUACGCUGGGCUCUUUCGGCUUCGGCACCAGGGCCUGGUAUGCCCGAGACUCUGGCUAUUUUGGGACGAGAUGAGUCCAUGCGCAGAUUGCAGGAAGCGAAGGCUCUGACCAAGUCCUUAAUUCCAGAGACCGGUCGACGAGUUCCCAAGUCCUCUGCCAACAAGGAGAAGGACGCGGACCAGAGUUGGAUGGGCUCUCUUGCUCCUGGCAAACAAUAA
Molecule: messenger RNA, 1791 nt
Organism: Penicillium cosmopolitanum
Lineage: Eukaryota; Fungi; Ascomycota; Eurotiomycetes; Eurotiales; Aspergillaceae
Product: glutamate--tRNA ligase MSE1
Exons: 5
Biological process (GO): glutamyl-tRNA aminoacylation
Molecular function (GO): tRNA binding; ATP binding; zinc ion binding
Source: RefSeq, a predicted model, not a curated record